CUCUCGGGCCGGACAUCUUGACGAGAUGUCCCACCGCAAGUUCUCAGCUCCCCGUCACGGAUCCCUGGGCUUCCUGCCCCGCAAGAGAUGCCGCAGGCACAGGGGCAAGGUCAAGAGCUUCCCCAAGGAUGACCCCAGCAAGCCCAUCCACCUGACGGCGUUCCUGGGAUACAAGGCGGGAAUGACCCACAUUGUUCGUGAGGUCGACAGACCUGGGUCCAAGGUGAACAAGAAGGAGGUGGUGGAGGCGGUGACAGUUAUUGAGACGCCCCCGAUGGUGAUCGUCGGGCUCGUGGGCUACGUGGAGACCCCCCGCGGCCUCCGCACCUUCAAAACCGUCUUCGCCGAGCACAUCAGUGACGAGUGCAAGAGGCGUUUCUACAAGAACUGGUACAAGUCCAAGAAGAAGGCCUUCACCAAGUACUGUAAGAAAUGGCAGGACGAGGAGGGCAAGAAGCAGCUGGAGAAAGACUUUGCCAGCAUGAAGAAAUACUGCCAGGUCAUCCGCGUGCUCGCCCACACACAGAUGCGCCUUCUGCCCCUGCGUCAGAAGAAGUCGCACAUUAUGGAGAUCCAGGUUAAUGGAGGCACCAUCGCUGAGAAGAUCGACUGGGCCAGAGAGAAGCUGGAGCAGCAGGUGGCGGUGAACACCGUGUUCGGCCAGGACGAGAUGAUCGACGUCAUCGGAGUCACGAAGGGCCAUGGCUUCAAGGGUGUAACAAGCCGCUGGCACACCAAGAAGCUGCCCAGAAAGACACAUAAGGGCCUGCGGAAGGUGGCCUGUAUCGGUGCCUGGCAUCCCGCUCGCGUGGCCUUCUCUGUGGCCCGCGCCGGUCAGAAGGGUUACCACCACCGUACCGAGAUCAACAAGAAGGUAUACCGAGUUGGUAUGGGUUACCACAACAAGGAGGGCAAGGUGGUGAAGAACAACGCCUCCACUGAAUACGACUUGACUGACAAGAGCAUCAACCCCCUGGGUGGCUUCCCUCACUACGGUGAAGUAACCAAUGAUUUCCUGAUGAUGAAAGGCUGCGUCGUUGGCACCAAGAAGCGGGUGCUCGCUCUCCGCAAGUCUCUGCUGGUACAGUCUAGUCGACGUGCCCUGGAGAAGAUCGACCUGAAAUUCAUCGACACCUCGUCGAAGUUCGGUCACGGGCGUUUCCAGACUAUCGAAGAGAAGAAGGCGUUCAUGGGGCCACUCAAGAAGGAUCGUAUUGCCAAAGAGGAGACGGCAUAGGCUGGCAUCCAGAGCCCCCUGCCCACCUGACGAUGUUCAGCGUUGUUGUGACCAUCUUAAUAAAUUUCUUUUAAGAACUC
Molecule: messenger RNA, 1317 nt
Organism: Callorhinchus milii (elephant shark)
Lineage: Eukaryota; Metazoa; Chordata; Chondrichthyes; Chimaeriformes; Callorhinchidae
Gene: rpl3
Product: ribosomal protein L3
Biological process (GO): ribosomal large subunit assembly; translation
Cellular component (GO): ribosome; cytosolic large ribosomal subunit
Molecular function (GO): structural constituent of ribosome; RNA binding
Source: RefSeq, marked provisional